CGGGUUGUGGUCUUCACCGGAGGUGCACGCCGACGAAACUGGCGCCAUGAAGAUCAAGGACAGGAGCCUGCUCCUCACAGCAGCCUGCGGACUCGUGCAGAGUGUCACGUGGUUCGUGCUGGCGCUGUUGGGCGUCCUCGUCUACAAGUGCGCCAUCGAUCUGCCUGAUGAACCUGAUCCUGCAGCGCUAUUCGGCACACGACUCGCACAAUUUUACUUCGCGGGUGACGAGUGCGCGGUGUCCAAUAGGUCUCAGACGGUGGGUCUGACGCCACCGGAAGGGCUUCUGAUAAUCAACAGCAUUAUCAUCGCGACGAGUAUCCUCUGGGUAGUGGCGUCCAGCCUCCUAGUAUGGGAGGCCGUGCGGGUGAUGGAGCAGAGGCGCUCCUGGGUGCUGUGGAGCUGGGUGACCGUCGCCGGCUUCGUGUGCCUCAGCGACUUGGGUAUCUUCAUCAACUUCAGUGUCGACUACUCCAACACAGUGAGCAGAAUAAGGUCAGUGAAGAAAAUCCAAAAGUCCCUGGGCCUUGAACCAUGGGAUAUGGAAACUAUGAUGGACUUUCCGACGCCGGGCCUGGAGCUGCUGACGUACUCGGCGUUCAUGAUGUCGAUGGCCGCCCGCGGCUACAUACUGUGGCUCCUCAACAUCGCCGCCGCGCUUUGGGUGGGUUUCCAGGCACUCGGUGGAGGUUGCCAUGCCGACGAUCAGGAUGAAAGAAAAUCACUGAAGCACCACUUCCUUACCUCACUGUACAGUGAACGGAGGGACAAACCUGACGGGGUGUCGUCGCCGUGGGCUGUGCAGUCGCCGGUGGUGGGCACAGCGCCGCGGCCACUGCCCUGGUCGUCCUUUGGCUCUGCGCCAGCAGUGGAGAUCCCACGGCCCUUCCGCCUGGGCCCACCACCACCUGGUCGCCCACGCACUAAUGCCAUACCGGAGCCCGACUACGACAAUGAGUCACUGUCGCGAGAACCCCCACACCUGUCACGGGAACCUCCACUGCUGUCACGGGAACCCUCGCGUCUGGCACGGGAACCCCCAUACCUGGGGCGCUCGCCGCCGCACGCCAAGGACGCACUGCGCCGUGAACCGCCGCCACUAGACGAGAUGCCUCGCCGCUCUGCCCUCAAGAAGGCCGCCUCCACAGAGUCCCGGUUUGCUGGCAAGACCGUUUUCUGAGUACACACAGAAGCCACUGACUUUCAGAGUUAACGGCAAUCACCUUACUAUCGACACACAUCCUUUUGCUGCAACUGGAUUCUAUUAGUUCAGUACAUUAGUUUUAGAGCUCUUCAUUUCUCUGCAGCUUAUGUUCUUGUGUGUCUGUUGUCGAAUCAAUAAACAUCUUUACAACUCACUAAAUCUAAUGUACAACAUUAUUUAUUUGUGAAGAGAUGUGACACUGAGCAAAAGGAAAAGAAUGGCGGUUAUGCCAACCAUACGGAGUCUCCCAAUAUCUGAGGCCACAUGAAUUAGCUUUUUAAUCUUACGUACAACUACACUUACAAAGUUUAUUCCAUUAAAAUUAAAUGCACACAUUGAAAAAUGUUUAAACUAGAGGACUUAUAUUACAUUUAUUUAUUUAUUUUUAUUAUUUUUCCUUCUUUCUUGGCCAACUAAGGACCACAUGAUAAUUUCAGUUCCUUCUUCCUCUUCUUCUUCUGCUGACUAAAAUUGCCCUCUGUUUGCUAUCCUCAUUAUGUUGAUGUACUGGGGAUUGACUGGGACAACUGCUGUUACAUCUCUUGGGUGAUCGUCUACACAUGUGUUUCCCUUGCAGUCAUCUAUAACUAAAAAAAUUUUCUAGUCCUGUCAGUCCAUCCAUUCUACAUUGUCCUUCCAGUUACUUUUCCUUGCCUUUAUCCCUUUAUUAAUAUCUUGUAUUCCAAAAUCUGUCUUAGCAACUUCAUAUCCACCACCAUAAUGUUUGUUUUAUAUUUUCCAUUUUCGUUUCUGCAGCAUAUGUCAUAACAGGAUACACCAUUGAUUUACAUAUUUUACUUUCCCCUAAGUUGUCAUAAAGUUGUUUCUCCAUACAGUAUUUUGCAGGUAUCAAGUUACCCUUUGUUGCUUAGAUUUUUUUAUAUUGCUAUAUCCACUGCUUUUAGAUGAGAUUUCCAUGUUAUAUUGUGUAGUUCUUUUAUUAAAUUGGUGAAGUAACAUUUGUAAAUUAUUCUCAUUAUUUGCUGUCAUUACAGUAUUAUCAGCAACACAUGUAAUGUUUAUCCUUUUAUUUCCCAUUUCAUAUUUUGGUUUUCUUCUUAUGGCAUCAGUAAUGUGGUCCAUUAUUACGCUGACCAGGAGUGGGCUUUAUGAGUCUUUUUGUUUAAUUCCUAUGUUUGUUAUAAUUUCAUCUUUUAAUCUUUCAAAUGUUUUAAUUCUCAGUUUAUGGUCAAUUUCCAGGAUAUUUCAGUCUUCUUUUCCUUAAUAUUUCUAUCAUGUUUUCUAUAUUUCGAUAUACUUCAUCAUUCAUUCUUAAAUUUCAAGCUUCUUUGCUUUUUAAUGGAGAUGGAAUUUUCCUCAAGAUUACCCUCUCUACUACUUCUAGUUGUUCUUUUUAUAUGUUGGUAAUAGGCAUUCACUUCCAUAUAGGUGUUUUGGUUUAACUAGUAUGUAAUCCUUUUUUUGCUUUUACUGACAUGAAUUUUAUAGUAAAUAUUUUUUGGUGUUUCAUAUUUUCUUUCCAUUUUGUCUAUAAUUAUUUUUAUUUUAUUUGGAGCUUUUAUUAUCAUCAGAAAUACCUGUCCCUGCUUGGAACUGCCUUUACUUUAGUUCAUCCCAGAAAUUAUCUCACUUAGUGAACUAAAAUAUUUCACUUAUUAACUGACAAUUUACUUCAGGAUCUUGUGUAUGUUGCUGACAUCAUGCACCACUAUGUGCUUAAAGAUGUGAUGUAUUAGAGCACCAAUUUAUUUAGAAAAAAUGCCUCAGCUAAGGAUUUCAGAACGCGAAACAGGUUUUUUAAUCAAAAUGAAUGAAACUCUCAUCUGUGGCCUUCCUAGUUCAUUAUGAAACCUGUACACCAACCUAUCCCUCUGGAUAGUGACAAAAUGCAGGUGUGUGACGUGCCUGAACUUGCUUAGUGCAUGAUAGAAUAUUAAUGCAAGAUCAUCAACACUGUUACUAAUUUUCAAAACGAUAAUGUCUACUUCAUUACAGUGCUCUAUGUUCCUAUGUAUGUUACAGUCACUCUAUUGGUAAAGAAUCUUUAUAAAUGUGUGUAUUUAUUUACAAAGUUUUUUCUAUACAAAUAUUUAUACAACUAGACAUAUUCGCUUAAAUCAUCAUGAAGGCAAGGAAAAACCACUGUUGCAAAUAGCUGUUACCAUUAUAUAAAAACAAAUUUGUUUUCACUUAUCAAAACUUGCAAAUCUAGAAAAAACAUUGAAUUAUUAACUGUAUAACAUUUCGUUUUGUCACAGUGUGAAUUAUAUGCUUUAAGAAGUAUUUCAUGAACUAUAUGAAAAAUAGUUGGCCAAUAAAUUUCACUCAUCAUCUUUUCA
This is a messenger RNA of Schistocerca gregaria, 3504 nucleotides long. RefSeq lists its product as uncharacterized. NCBI's taxonomy places the organism in Eukaryota, Metazoa, Arthropoda, Insecta, Orthoptera, Acrididae. The coding region runs from base 47 to 1180 and encodes 377 amino acids. The record is from RefSeq and is a predicted model, not a curated record. The transcript is spliced from 7 exons.